AUGUCUCGUGUGGGAGUUUUGGUUCUGGGGCCUGCCGGUGCAGGAAAGAGCACUUUCUGCAAUGAAAUUAUCUCGCAUAUGCAGACGAUUGGUCGUCGGGCCCAUAUCGUUAAUUUGGAUCCUGCUGCGGAACCGAGCAAAUAUGAGUUCACUGUCGAUAUCCGAGACCUUAUAUCCUUAGACGAUGUUAUGGAUGAACUAGAACUGGGGCCCAAUGGGGCUUUGAUCUAUUGUUUUGAGUAUCUUUUGAAUAAUUUGGACUGGUUGGACGAGGAAAUUGGUGAUUACAACGAUGAAUACCUGAUUUUCGACUGCCCUGGUCAGAUAGAACUCUAUACACACAUUCCUGUGCUUCCAAACAUUGUCCGCCACUUACAAAAUCAAUUGAAUUUCAACCUUUGUGCCACAUAUCUCAUGGAAGCUCCUUUUAUUGUGGAUAGUUCUAAAUUCUUUAGUGGAUCGCUAUGUGCGAUGUCUGCUAUGAUUCUUUUGGAGCUUCCUCACAUUAACGUGCUGAGUAAGAUAGAUAUGAUAAAGGAUGAUUAUAGUAGGAAGAGAUUGAAGAGGUUCUUAAAUCCUGAUCCAUUACUACUGGUAGACCAGAACAACGAAGAGAUGAAUCCAAGAUUUCACCGUCUGAACCAAUGCAUUGCGAACUUGGUCGACGAUUUCGGCAUGGUACAGUUUUUGCCUCUGGAGGCAAAGAACCCCGACAGCAUAUCGACCAUUUUGUCAUACAUCGAUGAUGUGACCCAAUGGGCAGAAGCACAGGAACAAAAGGAGCCCAACGAUCAGAUAGACAUUGAAGAGUUGUAG
Molecule: messenger RNA, 816 nt
Organism: Torulaspora delbrueckii
Lineage: Eukaryota; Fungi; Ascomycota; Saccharomycetes; Saccharomycetales; Saccharomycetaceae
Gene: GPN3
Product: putative signal sequence-binding GTPase GPN3
Exons: 1
Coding region: 1-816 (271 amino acids)
Molecular function (GO): GTPase activity
Source: RefSeq, a predicted model, not a curated record